Molecule: messenger RNA, 1086 nt
Organism: Triticum turgidum subsp. durum (durum wheat)
Lineage: Eukaryota; Viridiplantae; Streptophyta; Magnoliopsida; Poales; Poaceae
Source: the annotation of a GenBank genome assembly
AUGGCCGACGGAGAGGACGCCGCCGCCGCCCGCCGCCGCACGGCCAUAUCCGACUACCGCAAGAAACUGCUCAACUGCAGGGAGCUUGAAUCGCGCGUCGGCACUGAAGUUAUUGUUAAGGCUAGCAGUGGUCCAAGAUAUGUCGUCGGUUGCCGGAGUAAAGUGGACAAGGAAAAGUUAACUUCUGGAACUCGUGUUGUGCUGGACAUGACAACUUUGACAAUCAUGCGCACUCUGCCAAGGGAGGUGGAUCCUGUGGUGUAUAACAUGCUACACGAAGAUCCAGGCAAUGUCAGUUACUCGGCUGUAGGUGGCUUGUCUGAUCAAAUCAGGGAACUCAGGGAAUCAAUUGAGCUGCCUUUAAUGAACCCUGAAUUGUUUCUCAGGGUUGGAAUUAAACCUCCCAAGGGUGUUCUACUCUAUGGCCCACCAGGAACUGGGAAGACAUUAUUAGCGAGGGCUAUUGCCAGUAAUAUUGAUGCUAACUUUUUGAAGAUUGUGUCAAGUGCUAUAAUUGACAAAUAUAUCGGAGAAAGUGCUCGUUUAAUCAGAGAAAUGUUCAGCUAUGCACGCGAUCACCAACCGUGCAUUAUCUUCAUGGAUGAAAUUGAUGCAAUUGGUGGGAGAAGAUUUAGUGAGGGAACCAGUGCCGACCGUGAGAUCCAGCGGACGCUGAUGGAGCUUCUUAAUCAGUUAGAUGGAUUUGAUGAGCUUGGCAAGGUCAAGAUGAUCAUGGCAACAAACCGACCUGACGUUCUUGACCCUGCGCUCCUGCGCCCUGGUCGUCUCGACAGAAAGAUUGAGAUCCCGCUACCAAAUGAGCAAUCAAGAACAGAAGUACUUAAAAUUCAUGCAGCCGGUAUCGCCAAGCAUGGAGAAAUAGAUUAUGAAGCGGUUGUGAAACUGGCUGAAGGAUUCAACGGGGCUGAUCUUCGCAAUGUCUGCACCGAAGCUGGCAUGUCUGCAAUUCGCGCAGAGCGGGACUACGUAGUCCACGAGGACUUCAUGAAGGCCGUCAGGAAGCUGAAUGACGCCAAGAAGCUGGAAUCCAGCGCCCACUACAGCGCAGACUUUGGCAAAGACUAA